UAUUUCGCACGUAUAUCGCAUAAAAUGAUAGUAAUAUGAAUUACUACCGAGAAGACGUGAUAAUUAUCGAAUGUUUCGAUUCCUCGCAGCUAUGAUCGAUCGAAUAGAGCGAUCCCUGUUGCAUCAUCAGCUUUCGCUACUACGUCUUCAGUUAACGGAUUUCGCUGACCUUUUUCAAGGAAUCGAUUUAAAGCUGAUUAAAUGAAACUCUAACCUGUUUUCUCGUCUCGAUUAUCCUUGCCAAUGCCCUUAAUCCCGAUAUUAAUUUUCUCCAUCGUCAAAUAUAUUCUCUCGAGAUUCUUUUAUCUUUCGUAUUCUAUUGACGAGAUAAUAAAAAUGGGAAAUGUUAUCGCAAGAAUGGAUAUUGGUGACUUUUUUGAUUACGGGGUCAGCAAUAGCAAUGGUGCCCGUGCCCGUCCAUCAUAUGGCGGACGAGUUAUUGAGAAGCGGUCCAGACACUGUUAUUAGGAAACAACGAUCCUUGGAUAAGAAUCCGCAAGGAUAUUACAAUGACCUUCGUUCGUUUAAAUAUCACGGAGGAGAAGGAGAGAGAAAGCUCGAUAGGGAAUACCAAGGAGAAAGGGAAAUGGGAGAGGAAGACGAGGAAAUAGAAUUCUUGCCUAGUGAAACUGGACAAUUAGAGACCGUAGGGAACGGUUUUCAAUUGAACAAUAAACUACUCGAAAGGGCGUUGAUCGAUUAUUUGGAAAGCAUUCCGCAACAGGAGGAGCAAGUCCCAUCGCUGUUUCGAGAACGUGAACGAAGCUCCAGUCGUAAGAGAGAUUUUAACUCCGAUCGAUUAAACGUCGAUAAUAAAGAGUUGACGAAAUUGCUUCUGGAGGAGUUGCAGGAUGGAUCUCCCUAUAAUCUUGGAGACUUGGAUGAUGAAGGAUACGUGGACGUUCGUCAGAUGCUUUACGAUCGAUAUAGAGGCGAUCGAGGCAACAAGAUAUACGAAAAUUCAGGUCCAAUGUCCUGGGGAGCAUUGUUAAACAAAGAAUCGACGAUUCGACAAGGUAGAAUAUCCGACGAAAAUGAAUUCAACGAUCGGGAGCAAGAUCCGAAUCUGUUGUACCUAUCUAUGGAUGAACAAAGAAACAUGAAUGGUGGAUAUCCUACAGAACGAUCUAUGAGGACCUACAGAAACACGGCUAAACGUUAUUUCGUGGCUAAAAGAAGCCCGAAAGCCAUGCCUACCAAGAAAGAAAUUACCGAUCCUAAGGUUGCUCAAGAUUUAGGAGCAUUAUUUGGCGCCCAAUCUGUGAAUAAUCAAAAUCAUACGCAUAACUACAAGAAUCAUGAUCAUGAACACAAUCACGAUCUCGAUCAUGAUCACGAUCACGAUCACGAUCACGAUCACGAGCACGAUCAUGAGCACGAUCAUGGGGAUCAGCAUAAACACGAGAAUUCUUCGGAGACGCCAAAAGUGAUGUUGCCAUCAAAAGGGCAAAAAGAGAAUGUAACAAAAUUAAAUAAAUCGAAGUCUAUUGAAGUCAGGAAGAAGAGCGUCGAUUGGUCUCAAUAUUUUGGUAUCGAUAAAAGAAGGAAAAAGGCUGCAUUAAUGGCUGGACAAGGAACUCAAACUCAAGAUGAUGAAUGGAUGUUACAGCGAUAUUAUGAAAAUAUGGUGGAAAAUCUGAGACCGAACGAACGAGAUUACGAAAAGGAAAUUAACGAAGGGAAAGAUAAAUUGAACCAAUUGGAUUCGAGACAAAAAAACAUUAAAGACUUGAUUCUUGAAGAAGCUAUGAGAUAUGGAAAUUCUGAAGAAGAUAUAGAUAUGCAAAAGGUAAAAGAUAAGGUAAUGGCUCGUAUGGCUGCUGCGUAUUCUUUUGAGAAAAUGAGAAAAGCUCUAAACGAUCUCAGAAACAAUGUUGCGGCUAGAAUAGAGGCUCAAAAGGCGAUCUAUGCACAGAAUAAUCAAUCUUCGAACUUUCGAGAAAAUAGUAAUAUUCCUAAAUCCAAAGACAAACGCAUUAACAAUUUAAUCGAAACUGAAGGUAUGGAAGAAAAUAAAGCUUGUCCUGAGCUAAAAAUGAUCGAAAAACGAUGCAGAGUCGUAGAUACUUUAGGUGGAGAUGAAUCACAAAUACUCUAUCUUCCUUGCGUUAUGCUUCAAAUUUGCAAGGCCUGUGUACAAAAUGAUCUAGAAGAGGAAUGUUUAGGUAACUAUGCAAUGGAAGCAGGAAAAAUCUGUGAUGCUCAAGAAAUAAGAGAAGGGCCAAAGAGCAGAGAAGCUUGUGCUAGUACAGCUCUGGUAUUAUCGCAAUUACAAACACCAACAGCGAUUUCCGAUCAAUGUCGUCUCGAUGGAAACAAUUCUUGUUUACGAAGAUAUCAUUAUCGUUAUUGGCAUCGUUAUCUUAAUUAUCCUUAUAGUGGACGACGAUUGCAUACAGGUUAUGAUGCAAUUAGCUCUCAACAAUCGGAUUGAUAGAAAAUGAAUGAUGAAGUUUAAGUGAUACAGCAUCUAUAAUACAUCGAGAAUGCUUUAUUGAGAAAUGUGUUUGACCUCCAACAAAUCAGUGACCUCGAAUCGAGUUUCUUUUUUUUUUUAUCAACUUUUAAUAUUUUGUUCAUUUUGUUUGCAAUUAAAAAUAUAGUAUAGUAAGAUUUAGAUAAUAAGAUUAGGAUACUCAAAAUAAUAUAUUAUUUAAUAAUAGGAUAUUAUUUAAUAAUAGGAAGUUAUGUUAACUGUUGUUGAAAGAGUAUUUUGAAUUCAGACAAAAAAGAUCAAGAAAUCGAAUAAUAUUUUCAAAUCGAUUCGAGAACACGACGAUAAAAAUGAUUAUAGUAUUUGUGUGUAUAAUUAUAUAUUCUGAUAUCAUUUAAUAACAAAAAGAAAAGAGAGAUGGUUAAAUUUCAAAUUGAAAGAAUGUUCUCUUUGCGAGGUGUUUUUUAUUUUGAUAAUAAAUGCAACAACAAAUGAUAAAGGACAAUAACUUUCGACAAAAAUUUUAUUACUUUUUAAACAUAAAAUUAUUUAUUUGUGUUUCUUUUAAAAAAGAAAAAUUUGAAUAAAAUCAUGAGUAUGAUCAUGAGAAUUAUUUUAUUGAUAAAUAUAGAAAUCAAAAAAUCAUGUUUUAAACUCAUAAAGAAAAUAAAAAGUUCGAAUGAAUGAAUGCCUCGCAAAAAAAAAAAAAAAAAAAAAAAAAAUUAAUUGUGUAAUAAAAUAUAUCAAAACUGUCAUUAAAUAUCGAAAAGCAUAACACACGAUUAUAAUAGAUAAUUUCUAACAAUAUUCUCGUAUUCGCAAAAUAAAAAAAUUCAUUUUUCUUAUUUUAUUUUAUUUAAAUACAUUUAUAUUUUAAUUCUUCCAAAUGGUGCAACAUAAUGACAUAAUUUUUUUUCUAUUAUAUUUUCCGUCAUAAAAUAUAAUCGAUAUUAAAGUAAGAUAUUUAAUGAAAUUUAAAAAUAUAUCAUAAUUUUAUUACAAUGCAAAUUUAUAUUGUAUCCGAUAAAAAAUAUCUCUAUUGUUUGUUUUAUGUUAUAUAAAUCAUGAAUACAUUCUAUGUAUCAAUCCUAUAUUCGAAUAUAAUAAAUAUAUUUCAACAUAA
Messenger RNA from Apis cerana (Asiatic honeybee), 3557 nucleotides. RefSeq lists its product as uncharacterized. Lineage: Eukaryota; Metazoa; Arthropoda; Insecta; Hymenoptera; Apidae. The record is from RefSeq and is a predicted model, not a curated record.